AUGGAAGACAAACCGCUGGUGGUCUCAAAACAGAGGAGCGAGGUGCUGUGUGGUGUCCCCACACAGGUGGUAUGCACGGCCUUCAGCAGCCACAUCCUCGUGGUGGUGACCCAGUUUGGGAAGAUGGGGACCCUGGUCUCCCUGGAGCCCAACGAAGUGGCCAGUGACAUCAGCAAACCAAUGCUCACCACCAAAGUGCUCCUCGGGCAGGAUGAGCCUCUCAUCCAUGUCUUUGCGAAGCACCUGGUGGCGUUCGUGUCUCAAGAAGCUGGGAACAAAGCGGUCCUCCUGGCCGUGGCUGUGAAGGACAGGAGCAUGGAGCGGGUGAAGGCCUUGCGGGAGGUAAUUCGGACGUGCCAAGUGUGGUGA
Chrysochloris asiatica (Cape golden mole) is the source of this 369-nucleotide messenger RNA. RefSeq names its product proteasome (prosome, macropain) assembly chaperone 3 (gene PSMG3). The transcript is spliced from 2 exons. The record is from RefSeq and is a predicted model, not a curated record. The coding region runs from base 1 to 369 and encodes 122 amino acids. NCBI's taxonomy places the organism in Eukaryota, Metazoa, Chordata, Mammalia, Afrosoricida, Chrysochloridae. Gene Ontology annotation, biological process: proteasome assembly.